Molecule: messenger RNA, 1299 nt
Organism: Salvia splendens (bonfire salvia)
Lineage: Eukaryota; Viridiplantae; Streptophyta; Magnoliopsida; Lamiales; Lamiaceae
Product: F-box protein At2g23160-like
Exons: 2
Coding region: 130-1272 (380 amino acids)
Molecular function (GO): protein binding
Source: RefSeq, a predicted model, not a curated record
UGUUUGGAAAUAUCAUCUCCUCCGAGCGCCGCUGCACUCUCUUUUAUUUUGUCGCCGCUCUCUGUCUCUCCCAUAUUAACUUUUAUCUCUUGCUGGAAGGUUAGAAGUUCGAAAGUGAUUUGUCAAAAAAUGAAGCAAGAUUUGUUCGUAUAUCUUCCAUCAGAAAUCUUCAUAGACAUCCUAUUGAGACUGACUCUUAAAAACAUUUCAACUAGCAAAUGUGUUUGCAAACCAUGGCUUAGUCUCAUUGAGAGUGAUGCUUUUCUGAAGUCCCAGCUUUCUAAAUCCACCCCAGCCCUAGCUGUCUCUAUUCCAACGUCAGAUUCAAAUUGGUUCAGUAUUUUCAAACUGGAAGAUGAGUACAAGCAUGAGCACAAACAGGAUCCAAUCAUCAAGUUUGAUUUCCCUCAAGCAUCAACUAUACAGGGUUCUGCCAAUGGUUUGCUUCUUCUAAAAAAUCCUUUUAGCAAUCAUCUUUAUGUAUGUAAUCCAAUCACCCGUGAAUAUGUUGACCUUCGUGGGUCUCUUACUCGCCCUUGGGGAGAUUGUUAUGGAUUUGGAGUGAGUAAAAUAAGUGGACGACAUAAGGUUGUCUAUCUUAAUCCUAAAUCCGGAUGUCAUGUAUACACUCUUGAAACAGGAUCCUCGUGGAGAGCCGUUGAAGUUGCUGCCCCCUCGUUUUAUCGGUGUUAUAGUUCCAUUGGUGCAUUUGUUAGUGGCAACCUUCAUUGGUUAGUUUCAAAUAAGGGGGAGGGGCCUUAUGAUUGGGAGAUGUCUUAUGUUUGUUGCUUUGAUCUUGAAACAGAACGUUUUAGUACCUUCUCCACGCCUCCUCGUAAAAGAAUUGGAUUUAAGGGGAAGUUGUAUGCUUUGGGGGAAUACCUGUGUUUUUGUGAUGAUGAACCAUAUUUCUAUGAUAAUUUCAUCUGGCUAUUGAAGGAACGUGAACAUGGCGAGAAAUGUUGGAGCGAGGUACAAGUCAUUAUGAAAGAACCUGAUUAUGGUUUCUUCGUCAUUAUAGAAGAUCUUUAUUAUGGUUCAGAUGCAUAUAAACGUCUUCAACCUAUCAAAGUUUACAGUAACGGUGACAUGUUGAUGUUUUGGCAUGAGAAACGCUUUAUUUACUACUCCAAGGAGACGGGAAAUGUUACAGAAAUUGGUUUGUUUGGUAAAAUGGAUGAUGAUUGUUACUAUAUUAACUCCAUUCUUCUCACUCCAAGUUUUCUUUCACUCAAAAGAAAUUUGGGUAUGGAGAAUGUAAUCUCUUUUUAGUUUAUAAAAUUCUUUUCCUUGUUUUCA